CGACAACUUGAUUACUCAAAAUUGAGUGAACGCAAAUUAUUUCUACGUGAAAGGUUUUCCAGAACUGACCAAACUUAUAUGAGAUCAGUCACGCAUUAAUAGGAUGGUGAAAGAUCUGCAGGCAAAAGUUCUUUACGAUUUUGAAGCACAACCAGACUCUGGAGAAUUGAGUGUUUGGACAGGAGAAAUAGUAACUGUUACUAGACAAGAUGUUGGAGGAGGAUGGUGGGAAGGAAGGAAUAGUAAUGGAGAUCAUGGAUUGUUUCCAUCAACAUAUGUUGAGGUGAUUGACGGCUCAGAAUCGAGUGGUUCAUUUCAUAAAACUGAGUAUUCUGCUGAUGACAUUCAAGUAUUAGGUAGACAAGACAAUGAAGCAGCUCAAGACUGGGAAGACAGUUGGGAUGAAGAUGUUGGAUCUAAUCAAAAGACUGAUGAUUCAGGAAAAGAAGCUUCUUCUGGUUUCCUUUCAAUUCCUUCAAUGGAGAAAAAAAGCAGCAGCACUGGGGACUUAUCUGUUAUUGCUAGAGGAGAUGCUAGUGGAAAACUUGGUGUUAAAAAAAGCUUUAACAGAUUUUCAGCCUUUGUUAAAUCUGGUGGUGAAAUGUUUAUAUUGGGUGAAACAAGUGUAAAUGUUUCUCCAGAAGACUAUGUAGAAAUUUUGGAUGAUGAUGGAAUCAUUGGAUGGCUAGCGUCACCUGGUGAGCAAUAUACUUGUACGGUGUCCAAACCAAAGAAAGAAAGUAAACUUCGAGGAUUGAAAAGCUACAUAGCAUAUCAAAUAACACCUUCUUUCUCCAACAUUGAAGUUAGCAGACGCUUUAAGCAUUUUGAUUGGUUACAUGAACGAUUAGAAACAAAGUAUGCUCUCAUUCCUAUACCUCCUCUUCCAGGAAAACAAUUUUCUGGAAGGUACGAAGAUAUGUUUAUUGAACAUCGAAUGACACAGUUACAGAUGUGGGUUAAUCGUAUUUGCAAGCAUCCGGUUCUUGGCAAUAGUGAUGUUUGGAAGCACUUUAUUUCUUGCACUGAUGAGAAGCAAUGGAAAACGGGUAAAAGAAGGGCAGAGAGGGAUGAACUUGUUGGUGCAUCCUUUUUUCAUGCCAUUAAAGCUCCAGAUGCUGUUUUAGAUCCUAAUCAUGUGGAUUUGCAGGUUGAAAAUUUUUCCAAGUUUUCAGCCAAAAUGGAUAACACUGUAAAAUCACUGCAUGGAACUGCUCAGGAAUUAUGCAAGAAAUACUCAGGAUCUUAUAAAAAAGAGUUACAAAAGCUAGCUUCUUCUUUUAAAGAGCUUGGUGACACUUUUGAAAUGGAAACAUCUCCUUAUUCUACAGAUUUGACCAAAGCUAUCAAAGUUACUGGAGAUACAUAUGAAGAUAUAGCAACUUUAUAUGGGGACCAGCCACGAAAUGACUUAGAGCCAUUCGGGGACGUUUUACAUGAAUACAAAGGCAUUUUAGCAUCAUGGCCUGAAAUCAUUCAAAUACAGAAGGGAGCAAUACAUAAAAAGCGGGAACAUCAAAAGUUAUUAGAGGAAGGAAAACUUUCUCAGGAAAAUGUCUUUGCCAUUAACCGUCGUACGGACAUAAUUUCAUAUGCUGUUUUGGCUGAAAUAACUCAUUUUCAACAAGAACAAGUUGGAGAGUUUAAAAGCAUGAUCCAAGAUUUUCUGCAAGCACAAGUUCAAUUUUAUCUAAAGGUUGCCGAGAAACUCCAAUCAGCAUUAGAUCUAUAUGAUACAUAAGUUGAUAAUCAAAAGGAAAUUAUGCUUUGUUGCUGCCAUUUAGAUGUCUAGUCGUAAUAUAUUUUUUAUCAGUUGAAAAGCCCUCCUAUGCUUUAUCCUUUUUCCUAUGUAUUUUUCUAUUGUACGGCAUAAUUUAUUUAAUAUUCACUUAUAAUAUUUAAACAAAUUUAUUAAGAUCUCAGCUAUAACUUUUAUUAUAUGCUAAAAAAUGUUUGGAGCUCAAAAUUUUGUUACUUCUCCAUCAAUUAAAAAAUAAUUUACUGUGGUACUUCUCUAUGCUUUUUGGUUAGAGAGACACAAAACUCUGGAACAAAAAGGCAUCUUUCAACAGAUUAAGAAAUGUUGUAGAAAACAUUUAUCAGGUGGUACCAUAGUUUCUCCAUUGGUAAUGUUUUUAAAAUGUAUUUAAAUGUUUUGGCAUUUAAGAAAUAAGUAUAAAAUGUGGGUAGCACAUAAAUUAAGGGAAUUUGGAACCCUCUGUAUGGGUAAUGUUAAAUAGAUCACUUUCAGUGUACCUUUUCUGGAAAUUUGCUAAAAAUAUCCUCUCAAGCCUUUUUUUUUUAUAAGUCAGACAUACUUUCAAAAAUUGUUGAAAAAAUAAACAUACAUGGUUUAACUUAAUGCUCAUUUGUUAAAUACUAGAACGCAUAAAAUACGUGUUGUAAAAUUUUUUAUGGAUACAUGCACAAUAAUUUCUGAGAAAAGAAUAAUAAAACCUUCAAAAACCAUAUUUUGAGAAAACUGCUUUUUUAUAGCUCAACAAUUUCAUCUAAAAAUAUAGCAUCAUGAUUCAUUUAAAACAAAAUUUUGAGACUUCACUUUUUAACAUUUACGGGUUCCAACAUCACUUAAAUACUAGUAUGUACAACUUAAGAAAGCCUUUAUGCAAUUUUUUCAAACAUGUGAAAAGCUGAAAUAUUUAUACAAAUACAGGAGAACACUAAAAUCCAAUUUUUCGGAGAAUCUUUGUUUAGUUGUAACAUGAAUAUGGGAUAAGAAUACAGUGCACUUAUUUUCAGCAUUAAAUCAGAGGCGUUUUUUAAGUGCCUUUCCAGAGCAAAACAGCUGUUAAAUUAUUUCAUCAACUCACACCAUGUUUUAUAAACUUCUUUUCAUAAUUCAUUGUGCUGUUUGAAAAUCAUUCUUCAGUUAGUUUGUUGAAAUUGGCUAACAUUACUUUGCAAAUGUGGCACAGUUUGGAAAUUUAAAAGGUGAAAACUAUGUGCAUUGUGUUCCUCCUAACACUGAAAAAAAAAGUUCCGGUAGUACACAAUGGCUUGUACAAUAUUCUUCCAUUUCCCAUUAAUGAGCAACACAGUUGCAACAGUGAAAAACGUUUGACACAAAACUGAGGAGUCCAAUUUUUUUGUAUGUUUACAGACUUUCUUGUUGAAAGUUUUGCACUCAAUUGUACAUUAUAUUGUUUGGACCACUGUAUAAUUUAAUGUUAACUCAGUUAAGUUUUUUCGUGUUAAACAUUGCACUGUACAUUUUAAAAAAAUAAUUAAUUAAAUGAAGUUGCAUUUUCAUCUUAUCUAGUCAUUUUCUUCCUAUUCAAUUCCUUUGUGUGUUGUAUUAAAUAUGUUCUUUUAUCUAAAGCUUUUCUAGUCAUUUUCUUAGCUACUAAUGCAUUUUCACUUUUGCUUCAAAUAUGAUUUGAUGAAACUUUUUUACAUAAGCACUCAGACAAAAAUAAUGAAAAAAGAAAAAAAAAAUCAUUUUGUGUGUAUUACUGGAAAAAAAAUGGAGGAGGAGAGGACAAAACAACAGAAGCACAGUGUUUUGAGCUUUAAGAAAGUCAAGAAUUCUUAUGUGAAGAAGGUUUGACUGUAUGAAAUUGUACUAUUAAAAUUCUAUUUUGAUUUAAAGAUUUUUUUUCCUUUUGCUUGAAUUAAAAUCAUGUAUUAAGUUAUAGGCAUCUCAUCCCCCCCCCCCCCCAGAUUUCCUGUUUUAUUAUCUUAUAUGUUUGCAAUUUUGAGAUUAUACAUAUUUUUACCACAUUUUUAUGACACAGAAGCAGCUAUGCAGUGAUUUAUUUGAAUCUCAUUCACAUUUUACUUUGUUAUAGUAUAAUUAUAUUGUUAAAAUCUGCAAUUGAGCUUUAUUGAUGUGCAUUUUUUGCAUUGUUUUGAUAAAGUUU
Uloborus diversus is the source of this 3881-nucleotide messenger RNA. RefSeq names its product sorting nexin lst-4-like. Gene Ontology annotation, molecular function: protein binding; phosphatidylinositol binding. The record is from RefSeq and is a predicted model, not a curated record. Gene Ontology annotation, cellular component: cytoplasmic vesicle; plasma membrane. Gene Ontology annotation, biological process: protein transport; mitotic cell cycle; endosomal transport. The transcript is spliced from 17 exons. Lineage: Eukaryota; Metazoa; Arthropoda; Arachnida; Araneae; Uloboridae. Bases 104 to 1741 code for a protein of 545 amino acids.